Messenger RNA from Staurois parvus, 1092 nucleotides. Lineage: Eukaryota; Metazoa; Chordata; Amphibia; Anura; Ranidae. The record is from the annotation of a GenBank genome assembly.
GGGGAGAAACCUUAUUCAUGUUCAGAAUGCAAAAAAUGUUUUUCUCGUAAAGGAACUCUAAUCUCCCAUCAGAAGACUCAUACGGGGGAGAAGCCAUAUUCAUGUCCUGAGUGUGGGAAAUGUUUUAUUGAAAGAUCCAAUCUUAAUACACACCUAAAUAUCCAUAAAGAGGAGAAGCCAUAUUCAUGUAUCGAAUGUGGAAAAUGUUUUGGUGCAAGGUCAAAGCUUGUUAUACACAAGAUAAUUCACUCUGGGGAGAAACCGUUUACCUGUUCCCAGUGCGGUGAAAGAUUUACCUGGAAGUCGUCAUUUAUCAGACAUAAGAGAGUUCAUAUGGGGGAGAAGCCAUUUCUAUGUUCAGAAUGUGGGAAGCGUUUUUCUCAUAAACAUAUCCUCACUAGGCACCAGAGAACUCACUCAACUAUAAAGCCUUUUAUAUGUUCAGAAUGUGGAAAGCAGUUUUCUCAGAAACAUCUUCUCACUAUACACCAGAGAACUCAUUUAGCUGAAAAGCCUUUUUUAUGUUCAGAAUGUGGGAAACGUUUUUGUCAGAAGAAGCAGCUUGCUAAACACCAAAGAACGCACACUGGGGAGAAGCCUUUUGUAUGUUCAGAAUGCGGAAAGCGGUUUUCCCAAAGUGGACAUUUUUACCUUCAUCAGAGGACUCACACUGGAGAGAAACCAUAUUCAUGUUCGGAAUGUGGGAAGUCUUUUUCUCAAAGAAGAUAUCUCGCCUCCCAUCAGAUGACUCACACCGGGGAGAAACCUUAUUCAUGUUCCGAAUGUGGGGAACAUUUUUCUCAGAAAUCAUCACUUAUUGCACAUAGAAAAGUUCACACUGGGGAGAAGCCGUUUGCAUGCUCUGAGUGUGGGAAGUGUUUUACUGAAAGGUCAACACUUGUUAAGCACCAGAGAACUCACACUCAUGAGAGAAUUCACACGGGAGAGAAGCCUUACUCAUGCACGGAAUGUGGGAAGACUUUUGUUGGAAGCUCGAAUCUUGCCGCACAUCAGAGAACUCAUACGGGGGAGAGGCCGUUUUCGUUCGUGUUUAGAGUGUGGCAGAUAUUUUUCCCGGAAAUCAAACCUUAA